AGAGCAGGGGUUGGGUGCUCUGAGCAAAUCGCACUGGUGAAGUUGUGUGUGCAUUGCUUUUUUUCUUGAACCAUUUCCUUUCAGUUUACCUCUGUCCCAGCAUCUGCUAAGAGCAGUGCUCAGCUGUCAGCAGAGCACUUUCCGUUUUGAGGGCCCCUUGGGCUCGGGGAGGAGACAUGCUUCACGGGCCGCUGCCACCCUAAGAUGUUUUACUUAGAUGAUGACAGUGAAGAGGAGAGCGCCGUCAGCCAAAGCGGACGUGGUUACCACGGCAAGGCCCCUCCGGGUCUCCUGUCGCAAACCAUGAAUUAUGUUGGCCAGCUGGCCGGACAGGUGCUCGUCACCGUGAAGGAGCUGUACAAGGGCAUCAACCAGGCCACCCUGUCGGGCUGCAUCGAUGUCGUGGUGGUGCGGCAGCAGGAUGGCACCUUCCAGUGCUCCCCCUUCCACGUGCGCUUCGGGAAACUGGGCGUCCUGCGCUCCAAGGAGAAAGUGAUUGACAUCGAAAUCAACGGCAAUGCAGUGGAUCUUCACAUGAAAUUGGGCGACAAUGGAGAAGCUUUCUUCGUGGAAGAAACUGAAGAGGAAUAUGAGAAGCUUCCUGCCUACCUGGCCACCUCACCAAUUACCACAGAAGAUCAGUUCUUUAAGGAUGUUGAUGCCCCCUUGGGGAAAUCAGGAGGAGUUGGAGGCCCACCCCAGAUCCCGCACAUCUCAGAAAAGGAGAUGGUGUUUGCUCCAAGUGCUGUGAAAAAGAAGAAGCGGAGGAGGAAGAAGUGCAAGCAGGACAGUAAGAAGGAGGAGCAGGCAACUACCCCUGCCACAGAGGGUGCAAGAGAUGUGGCCGUGAGCUCAGAUGAUGAGAAAACGGCCCAGGUGGCCAGAGGACCUUCCAGCACUUCCUUAAAAGAAGAAGAAUAUAAGGAGCCUCUGCGCUUUCACUCUGGGGAUCACUACCCCUUAUCUGAUGGAGACUGGUCCCCGCUGGAGAAGGCCUAUCCCCAGGCUGUGUGUCCCAAGAGCGACUCAGAGCUGGAGGUGAAGCCCUCUGAGAGCCUGCUGCGGGCAGAGUCGCACAUGGAGUGGACGUGGGGGGGCUUCCCGGAGUCCACCAAGGUUAGCAAAAGAGAAAGGGCUGACCAUCACCCCCGCACGGCUAUGAUCACCCCAUCAGAAAACACACACUUCCGGGUCAUUCCAAGUGAGGACCGGCUCCUUCAGGAUGAGGAGGAGGACGAAGAAGGGGCCCCUGCAGACCCUGUGCAUGCCCUUCUGAAGCCCACACCCAGAGCUCCAUGCACACAUGCACAGAGCCCAACCGCCGAGGGGUCCCCGGAGCCUCUACAGCAGCCAUUGCGGGAGGGAGACACAGAGCCCCCAGCUGGCGCCGCCUCAGCAGAGCCCAGACCUGUGGCCAAGGUGGACUCGCCGUCCAGGAAGAGAGGCGUCCACAAGCGAAGCCAGCACCAGGGCCCUGACGACAUUUACCUGGAUGACUUGAAGGGGCUGGAGCCCGAGGUCGCUGCACUCUACUUCCCCAAGAGCGAAACAGAACCCGGCUCCAGGCAGUGGCCUGAGUGCGACACGUUUUCUGGCUCCCAGUCCCCGCAGUCGGUGGGCAGUGCGGCCGCGGACAGCGGCACGGAGUGCCUCUCGGACUCUGCCAUGGACCUGCCCGACGUCACCCUGUCCCUCUGCGGAGGCCUCAGUGACAAUGGGGAAAUUUCUAAAGAGAGAUUCAUGGAGCACAUCAUCACUUACCAUGAGUUUGCGGAAAACCCGGGGCUGAUAGACAAUCCGAACCUUGUCAUACGGAUUUAUAACCGCUACUAUAACUGGGCCCUGGCCGCGCCUAUGAUCCUCAGCCUGCAGGUUUUCCAGAAGAGUCUCCCUAAGGCCACUGUGGAGUCCUGGGUCAAGGACAAGAUGCCAAAGAAGUCUGGGCGCUGGUGGUUUUGGCGGAAGCGGGAAAGCAUGACCAAGCAGCUGCCAGAGGCCAAGGAGGGGAAGUCGGAGGUACCUGUGGCCAGUGCCAUGGAGCCGGCCAGUGCCAGACUGACAGAGGAUGACACGUCGAGUGAUGAGGGCUCCCAGGAGCUCGAGGAGUCCAUUGCUGUGGAGCCCCUACCCACAGAGGCCCUGAGCCAUGGCAGCAGCCCCUCGUACAAGAAGUCACUGCGGCUCUCCUCAGACCAGAUUGCGAAGCUGCAGCUGCACGAUGGCCCCAAUGAUGUUGUGUUCAGCAUCACCACCCAGUACCAGGGCACCUGCCGCUGCGCGGGGACCAUUUACCUGUGGGACUGGAACGACAAGGUCAUCAUCUCUGACAUCGACGGCACAAUAACCAAGUCUGACGCUUUGGGCCAGAUCCUCCCGCAGCUGGGGAAAGACUGGACACACCAGGGCAUCGCAAAGCUCUACCACUCCAUCAACGAGAACGGCUACAAGUUCCUGUACUGCUCCGCCCGCGCGAUCGGUAUGGCCGACAUGACCCGAGGCUACCUGCACUGGGUCAACGACAAGGGCACUAUCCUGCCACGGGGCCCCCUCAUGCUGUCACCCAGCAGCCUGUUCUCCGCCUUCCACAGGGAAGUGAUAGAAAAGAAACCAGAGAAGUUCAAAAUCGAGUGUCUGAAUGACAUCAAAAACCUGUUUGCCCCCACCAAGCAGCCCUUCUACGCCGCCUUUGGGAACCGCCCCAACGACGUCUAUGCCUACACACAGGUCGGCGUCCCGGACUGCAGGAUCUUCACCGUGAACCCCAAGGGAGAGCUGAUCCAAGAAAGGACCAAAGGGAACAAGUCCUCGUACCACAGGCUCAGUGAGCUGGUGGAGCACGUGUUCCCACUACUCAGCAAGGAGCAGAACUCUGCCUUCCCGUGCCCCGAAUUCAGCUCCUUCUGCUACUGGAGGGACCCCAUCCCUGCCGUGGACCUGGACAACCUGGCCUGAGGCUGGCCCACAGCCGCCCACCUACCCUCUGCCUUGUACCCUGGAGGAGGAGGAGGAGGAGGAAGAGGAAGAGGAGGAGGGAGGGCUCACCAUGCCCUGAGCUACAGGACUGAACAGGAGGCACAGGAGCCCUGCAGCAGACAGGGGUGCAGCACGGAGCUCCUCGGCCCUGUGCCCCAUGAGCCCGCCUGCCCUUCUACCCCAGCCUGGGCCGCCAGACCAUCCAGUCCCAGGGGGAGAGCCCUCUUUGCACACACUGGUUACUCUGUAGAGCCACGUGCAGGGAGAGCGGCACAGCUGAGGGCAUCCCAGGAGGCCAGGCCUUUAUCCUGCUCCACGCUGGGGCUGCCUCAGGGGCCCUUGGGUCUUGCUGAGCAACAGGACUUCCAGUCCUCUGUGCUUCCGGCUCACCAGGAGCAGGGUGGCACUGGCUUCAGGGCCAGCAGCACCAGUUCUGCAUGUGAGGUCAGGGGGCCUAUUGAGACCUGCAGGGACACAGCCAUUGUGGUCACUGUAGCACAGGUAGCGUGGCCCUGACAAGCUCGUGUUGGACACCAGAUCGAGCAGCACUGGUGAUGCUCCCUGUGGCAGUCAUGGCCAGGAGGCUGCUUGAGGGGGGCUGAGGGGAUCCCCCGCAGCCUGGGGCCUGGUUCUGCCCUGCAGGCCAUGGAAGGCAAGGACCCAGUCAGUGUCCACACAGUCACAUGGGGGCUUGAGUUCAUGUUCUCCCAAAGUGAGACGGAGGGAACACUGGAGACCUGGAGGGCACAACCCUGCUUCCCCUGCUGAGGGGCAGCCUCAAGCCCCUGUGGUCCCUGUGCCCUCAAGGCUCCUCUGCACUUCUGCCUGGGUAGUUUGUCCCCAUUCCCCACAACACUUCUCAGACACGGGGCCUCCCAGAACGCCUGGCUGGGGGCUGGACUCCACGUGUCCCUGUGUCAGCAGCCCCAAUGUGGUCAGGCACUGCAGAGGGGACACAGGCCGAUGCCAAGCCGUGCUGUGGUGGGGCGGAGCCUAGGUCUGAGCCGGAAGCCCAUUGCCAUUUGGUACAAAUGACAUUCGUUCUUUCUGUGAAAGAGAGAUGCCCCAUGUAUUUGCACACGACCCUCCGGGUGAGGCAGGGUCACCGCUGUCUUCCAGUGCCAGGUGCGCCCCUGGGGAGACCCCUUCCUGCCUCCGGGCCACUGGCUGCAGAGCCCGGCCCAGCAUCAGCACUGUUGACCUUGAGCAUGCUACGGGGCUGUCCCCAGCACCAGCCGCUGCCCCACAUAACGGUUAGGGGUGCGCUGCGGCCCUCUCUGGCAUCCCCUGCCCUGUCCUCUGGGAUGAGCUUGCGGGAGGCUACAUUCUGAGUUGGGUUAGAGUAAGCGUCCUUCCCAGGCAGGAGGGGCUCCCGACGUGGCCUGAAGGUGGCGAGGAUGCCAUUCUUCCCCACAUAGGAACCCAGCCAGCUGGCGAUAAGCCCGGCUGCAGGUAGCAGUGUCACUAGUAGUUGUCAGUUCAUCGGUAAGUCAGCGCCAUCCUCUGAGCUGUGGCAGACAUCUCUAGAUGAGUGGCUGGUACUCUGAUGCAGUGUUUGAUGUUCAAAACAAAACGUUACAACAAUAAAGCAUAAAGCAGA
Cavia porcellus (domestic guinea pig) is the source of this 4573-nucleotide messenger RNA. RefSeq names its product lipin 2 (gene Lpin2). The transcript has 20 exons. Gene Ontology annotation, cellular component: endoplasmic reticulum membrane; cytosol; nucleus. Gene Ontology annotation, molecular function: phosphatidate phosphatase activity; transcription coactivator activity. Bases 205 to 2952 code for a protein of 915 amino acids. The record is from RefSeq and is a predicted model, not a curated record. NCBI's taxonomy places the organism in Eukaryota, Metazoa, Chordata, Mammalia, Rodentia, Caviidae. Gene Ontology annotation, biological process: triglyceride biosynthetic process; positive regulation of transcription by RNA polymerase II; cellular response to insulin stimulus.